CUGGAAACAAACACGUACACACACUCCCUCUCCGAGCCGGACAGUACAACUCCUGGUCCGGCAGCCCGGCAGCGGAGGACUUACCCAGGCUUCCAGGCUCCGCAGCCCGCUGUGACAGUGGACCUAACAUCGCCUUACUUUGUGGACAUGGGAGACAUGGGGGAUCCGCCGAAAAAGAAGCGGUUGGUGUCUCUGUGCGUGGGCUGCGGGAAUCAGAUCCACGACCAGUAUAUCUUGCGGGUCUCGCCGGAUCUGGAAUGGCACGCCGCGUGUCUCAAAUGUGCCGAGUGCAGCCAGUACCUGGACGAGUCCUGCACGUGCUUCGUCCGGGAUGGAAAGACUUACUGUAAGCGGGACUACAUCAGGUUAUACGGGAUUAAAUGUGCUAAAUGCAACAUCGGCUUCAGUAAGAACGACUUCGUCAUGAGGGCCCGUUCGAAGGUCUACCACAUUGAGUGUUUCCGUUGCGUGGCCUGCAGCCGGCAGCUCAUUCCGGGGGACGAGUUCGCUUUGCGAGAAGACGGGCUCUUCUGUCGAGCCGACCACGACGUGGUGGAGCGGGCCAGCCUGGGCCCGGGGGAUCCGCUCAGCCCCCUGCACCCAGCCAGACCGCUGCAGAUGGCAGCAGAACCAAUCUCUGCCCGGCAGCCUGCUCUGCGGCCUCACGUCCACAAACAGCCCGAGAAGACCACUCGGGUCCGGACGGUGCUGAACGAGAAGCAGCUGCACACCCUGCGGACCUGCUACAAUGCCAACCCGAGGCCUGACGCCCUAAUGAAGGAGCAGCUGGUGGAGAUGACCGGUCUUAGUCCACGAGUGAUCCGGGUCUGGUUCCAGAAUAAGCGGUGCAAGGACAAGAAGAGAAGCCAGCUUAUGAAGCAGCUACAGCAGCAGCAGUCCAGCGACAAGACGAAUAUCCAGGGAAUGACGGGCACCCCAAUGGUGGCAGCCAGUCCGGAACGGCAUGAUGGAGGCAUUCAGGCCAAUCCGGUGGAGGUGCAGAGUUACCAGCCGCCCUGGAAGGUGCUCAGCGACUUCGCGCUGCAGAGCGACAUUGACCAACCAGCAUUCCAACAACUGGUUAGUUUCUCGGAAGGAGGACCGGGUUCGAAUUCGACAGGCAGCGAAGUAGCGUCUAUGUCGUCUCAGCUUCCAGACACGCCGAACAGCAUGGUAUCGAGCCCCAUCGAGGCCUGAGCCGCCGCUGCAUGGACAGACUGAAUGAACACAUAGCCCCUUUCAUACCAUCCCUCCCGACUGCACCAAGCAACCCCCUGGUUGUAUUUUGACACUGUGAAGACAAUCAUGGGAUUUUACCACGGUCACCCAUUCUAAUGUCCAGAGGAGAUAAACUGAUGAGUCCUCGCGGUCGGUGCUGCCAGUUCAUAGCGCGGUUACAGUUGCCAAACAGAGCAGGCAUGAAGCUGGCUCCACCGAUAAACGGAGCUUCUGAAUAUGAGAGAAGUCGAAAUUAUGUACUUGCGAAAUGCCGUACGCGACUUUGAAUAGGAAACAAUGUUUUUUUUUUUUUAUUUAUUUUUGUUUUGUUUUGUUUGUUUGUUUGUUUGUUUGUUUUUGUAGUUGUUUGUUCUGUGUUUGUUCUGGUUUUCCAUUAAUUACAUGAUUUCCUUAAAGACCCAAGUACUAAAGCAUUUGCAACAUGGUAUACCUCUAUUUUGCCACAAGCUUCGUGGGACAUUUGUGCGAGUUAGUGUCCGUCCGAUUUUUUUUUCUUUCCCAAAGAUGUGUAAAUUAAUAAUAAGUUUUAAAAAAUGCUGUUAACUCCGGAAGGAAAUGUUUUGUUUGUUCCCGUGCGGCAAAAUUAUUUAUUAUUUAUUGUCAACAAAUUUGCCACCUUUUGUGUAACUUUCUUAACUGAAGGAAAAAGAAAAAAAAAAAAGAAACAAAACGAGUGGAGUUUGGUCUGUGGCUCUUCUGUCAGAAUUCUGCGACUCUUCCUUUUUUGACAGCGGAGAGGACAAUGCGGAGUCUGGCUGUAUAUCUGAAGCGUGUUUCUCUGUGAACCCACACACACGAGGCCGAAUAUCAGCUCUGGUUAAAUGCCUGGAUGGACAGACUGUGGUUAAUUGGGUGUCAUGUUAGUGCCGACGCUGUGUCAGGUUACCUAUACUCUGCUACAUGCUGUAGCGCAAAGUGCACUGUUAAACAUCUUCAGCUUAACAAAACGCCCGACCAUUAAAAUAUUCUUUUCCUGAAAGAAAAGCAAUCAAACCCAAUCUACUGUGUCUACCUCUUCAUUUUAAGACUUUGAGAGAUCAUAUUUUAACACACUCCGCUACAAUCGGCACUUCUCUGGAAAUAGUACAGUAAUGUGGCCACAGUAGAAAUAUUUCUUCUUGUUUUAAGAAAAGUCAAAUUUAAAAAUACUUAAGCUAUUCUUAACAAGAAUCGUUUAUGCCAUGAAAUGGCUGAGUCAGAAAUAAAUUAAAAUAACAACCCAAAGCACUGACGGCCUGUGUGGAGUGAAUUUAAGAUUUAAGUGUCUGACCAUAAAUAGGAGCAGCAUGUAUAAUGAGAUUUUGAUUUUUCACAUCAGAGCUUUUUUCAGUUUUCUUCUUCUAUUAAAAAAAAAAAAAAAUUAAACAUAGUUGAAGUCAAACUC
Messenger RNA from Archocentrus centrarchus (flier cichlid), 2623 nucleotides. It is a transcript of the gene isl1a, whose product is annotated as ISL LIM homeobox 1a. Gene Ontology annotation, biological process: positive regulation of transcription by RNA polymerase II; neuron fate specification; axonogenesis. Gene Ontology annotation, cellular component: nucleus. NCBI's taxonomy places the organism in Eukaryota, Metazoa, Chordata, Actinopteri, Cichliformes, Cichlidae. Gene Ontology annotation, molecular function: DNA-binding transcription factor activity, RNA polymerase II-specific; cis-regulatory region sequence-specific DNA binding. The transcript is spliced from 6 exons. Bases 148 to 1197 code for a protein of 349 amino acids. The record is from RefSeq and is a predicted model, not a curated record.